AUGGUUUCAUACCGUUCUUCAUGGCUUCUGGCCAUAGCAUCUCUUGUUCAGUAUGUUUCUGGUCAGCAAUCAGCACCCACGGCUCUCACCGAUGCCAACACUGGGAUCGUCUUCGACACAUGGAAAGCACCCAGCAUGACCUUCGGUUUCAGUUUUCCUGGGGACGGACAGACUACCAACGCCGAUGAGUUCAUUGGAUACCUGAACUGCGCCACUCCCAAAGGUAAGAGCACCGGAUGGUGUGGUCUGUCCUACGGUGGACCCAUGACAAACUCGCUUUUGCUCUUUGCGUACCCUCACGACGGCGAAAUUCUUACCACCUUCCAUUGGGCUAAUGCCCAGGUCGAGCCUGGUCCAUACAAGGGCAAGGCUACUUUGACCCAGAUCUCUUCCAGGAUCACUGACGACGGCUUCACCCUUAUCUACCGCUGCCAGGGAUGUACUUCCUGGUCGCAAGACGGUAACUCGGGUCAAUUGGCGACCACUUCUCCCGUCGCUGUUCUUGGUUGGGCCCACAGUCUCACAAAUGUGAUCGACCCUGAGUGCCCCCGUGAGGCCCGCAUGCUCCAGCACGAAACCCAGAGCAUCUUUGGUGGUCAGCUUACUAGCAAUGCCUUCAACGAUGAGUAUGAUGAGUGGGCUAAGCUCGCCACCAAGGUUGUUGAUGGCGACUGCGAUGGUGGUACGGAGCCUACUGCCACUGCCACCAAUGAGCCUUCUCCCACAGCUGAACCUACCGGUAAACCUGUCCCUGACGAGACGUACGAUUAUGUUGUCGUCGGUGGUGGUGCUGGUGGUCUCCCCAUUGCCGAUCGUCUUAGCGAGGCUGGCAAGAAGGUCCUUCUCAUCGAAAAGGGUCCCCCAUCAUCUGGUCGCUGGGGUGGUACCCGUAAGCCAGAUUGGCUUCAAGGCACCAACUUGACUCGAUUCGAUGUUCCCGGUCUAUGCAAUCAGCUUUGGGUUGACUCUGCAGGUAUUGCCUGUCCCGAUACCGAUCAGAUGGCCGGCUGCGUCCUUGGUGGUGGUACCGCAGUUAACGCUGGUUUGUGGUGGCGUCCCACUCCAGAAGACUGGGACUACAACUUUCCCGAUGGUUGGAAGGCCAAGGACAUGGCCAAGUACGAAGACCGUGUCUUCUCCCGCAUUCCUGGUACAAGUGUCCCAUCCAUGGAUGGGAAGCUAUACCUCGACCAGGGCUUCAAGGUUGUCGCUGGAGCACUCGGCAAGGCCGGUUGGAAUGAAGUCAACACUCUCAAGGAGCCGAAACUGAAGAACCAUACUUAUACCCACCCACCAUUCAUGUUCUCUGGAGGUGAACGCGGAGGCCCUCUUGCUACCUAUCUCGUCUCUGCCGACAAGCGAAACAACUUCAAGCUCUGGACCAACACCCAGGUCAGGCGUCUCGUUCGCUCGGGCGGUCACGUUACCGGCCUUGAGGUCGAGCCCUUUGCCGGCGCCGGUUAUGCUGGAACCGUCAAGCUCACUCCCGAGACUGGUCGUGUAAUUCUUGCGGCUGGUACUUUUGGUAGUGCCAAGAUUCUCCUUCGCAGUGGUAUUGGCCCAGACGACCAGCUCGAAAUUGUCGCCAACUCUAGCCGCGAUGGUGGCUCCAUGAUCAAGAAAGAUCAAUGGAUCAACCUCCCCGUCGGCUACAAUCUCGAGGAUCACACCAACACCGAUACCGUUAUCAAGCACCCUGAUGUCGUGUUCUAUGACUUCUACAAGGCCUGGGAUAACCCUCCCCAAACCGACGAGGACAAGUACCUGGAUGCUCGCUCAGGCAUUCUCGCUCAGGCCGCUCCUAACAUCGACCCAGUCAUCUUUGACGAGAUUCGAGGUGCUGAUGGCCGCGUCCGCUCCAUGCAGUGGACAGCUCGUGUUGAGGCCAGUCUCGGCGAGACUGACACCAAGGCCAUGACCAUUAGCCAGUAUCUCGGCCGUGGUGCAAAGUCGCGCGGUCGCAUGACCAUCACCAGUGCCCUCAACACCGUCGUGUCUGGUAACCCUUUCCUCAAUGACGCAGAAGACAAGAAGGCUGUUGUGAAAGCUCUUGACAACCUUCGUAAAGCUCUUUCCGGCGUGAAGGAUCUGGUGUGGCUCCAACCCGCUCCCGGUGUGUCCUCACAACAAUACGUCGACGAUAUGGUCGUCUCAUGGAGUAACCGCCGUGCCAAUCACUGGAUCGGAACCAACAAGCUCGGCAAGGAUGAUGGUCGCACAGGCGGUACCGCUGUCGUUGAUCUCAACACCAAGGUCUAUGGCACAGACAACCUCUUCAUUACUGAUGCCUCCAUUUUCCCGGGCAUGGUUACUACUAACCCUAGUGCCUACUUUGUCACUGCCUCCGAGAGGGCCAGUGACGCCAUCCUGGCCCUUCCUGUCGCCAAGGCCCAGGAACCGUACAAGCAGUGUGGUGGUACUGAGUGGAAUGGCAGCAUGCAGUGUGGCAAGGGCUACUACUGCAAGACGCUCAACCCCUUCUACGCUCAGUGUUACCCCGAAGGUCAAUAG
Molecule: messenger RNA, 2511 nt
Organism: Fusarium poae
Lineage: Eukaryota; Fungi; Ascomycota; Sordariomycetes; Hypocreales; Nectriaceae
Exons: 8
Coding region: 1-2511 (836 amino acids)
Biological process (GO): carbohydrate metabolic process
Cellular component (GO): extracellular region
Molecular function (GO): flavin adenine dinucleotide binding; cellulose binding; oxidoreductase activity, acting on CH-OH group of donors
Source: RefSeq, a predicted model, not a curated record